Molecule: messenger RNA, 540 nt
Organism: Sesamum indicum (sesame)
Lineage: Eukaryota; Viridiplantae; Streptophyta; Magnoliopsida; Lamiales; Pedaliaceae
Source: RefSeq, a predicted model, not a curated record
UAUUAUUUAUGUAUAUAGAUUAAUAUUAUACCCAUUAUUUUCCUCUUGUUUGCUUUCAUUCUUAAAGAAAAGAAGAGUUGUUUUAGGGGCGAGUUUGUUUGAGCCCAAAAAAUGGCAAGUAGUGAAGAGCAAGUUGUUGGGGGUCCAGCAACCGAUGAUGGUUUCACUUACCCGGAAGAGGAUCUUGUCGAUGGAGAGGCGUUGGGCCCCGAGGUUGUCGACCCGGACCCUUCUCGGGUUGACCCGGAACUCACCACUUCGAAACAGCUUAAGGAAGAAGCGGAGGAGGAGGAGAAAGGGAAAAAAGAUAGUGGAAAGGUAAAGGGAAUGGAGAAGCUUAAAACGACGCUUGUGAUUUCAGGGGCGGUGGUGGCUGUAAUUGGGGCUGUUUUUGCUAUAGCUAAGAAGAUGAUAAGAGAAGCUUAGACACAAUCUCACCUUCUUUUCCACUUUGAUUUCAUGUUCUUUAUCUUCAUUAAUUCUUGUUUUUGGGGUUAUUUGUCAUCAACCAUUUAUGAUCUUCACGCUAAUUCUCUAUAA